AGUGUCGGCGCUCUUCCAAAUCGCGGGCCGUCUUUGUGACGUCUCGCAUCGAGGCUCUUCGACUUUCACUUUUGCCGCUGUGUAGGAGAGCUCACCUUGAUGGACCAUGGCUCAGACGGACAACGAAGAAGACACAUUGGAUUUGUUCCAGGAGCCUGAAGGUUACUACAAGGAGCGUGAAAAGCCAGCGGACGUCACGCACAGGACCCUCAGCGGAGAAAUCCUCCAAUUGCACCUCAGCUCGCAAAAUCCACUAUGGGGCCAUCUUCUCUGGCAAGGAGGGCGGACGAUAGCGGACUAUCUAGAAAUGAACAGAGCUCAAUAUGUUCAGGACAAGACCGUUCUUGAGCUUGGCGCUGGAGCUGGACUACCAAGCCUGAUCUGUGCGAUCAAUGGUGCGAAGCAAGUAGUCGUUACUGAUUACCCAGACGCUGAACUGAUCGACAACCUGCGCGCAAACAUUCGCGACUGUUCCUUGCUGCCAGAAAAUGCGAGCAACCUCGCGGCCACAGGGUAUAUCUGGGGUGGCGAUAGCUCUGACCUUACCUCCUAUCUUGAGCCCGGUCAAAGAAGCUUGGGAUUCGACCUUGUCAUCUUAGCUGACCUGCUGUUCAACCAUUCGGAACAUGGAAAGCUGCUGCAAAGCAUUCGACGGACGCUGAAGAGGUCAAAAGAUGCCCAGGCACUCGUCUUCUUCACGCCAUAUCGACCUUGGCUGUUGCAAAAAGAUCUCGCGUUUUUCGACCUAGCUCGUGACGAUGGUUUCGUCGUGGAGAAGAUUCUAGAGAAGCAGAUGGAUAAAGUCAUGUUUGAGGAAGAUCCUGGAGUAAGUAUUCGUUUCCUGUACGUUCGCUGUACCUGUCCUGACCUCGUGAAUUUCAGGAUGAGACCCUUCGGCGGACUGUAUUCGGUCAUCGAAUUCGAUGGGGAGACGCUGCCUUUGAGAAUGCCUGAUGGCUCGAGACCACUUUGGACUGGCUCGAGGCGAGAGUCUGAUCGUACGCUAAUGAUGCAUUUUGUACAUUAGUAGAGAAGAGUAUCAUACGUCCGUGCCGUACUGUGCCGUCAGUCCGCACCAGUGCUGGCUGUUUCUACAUUUUCCUUGCACACCUACGCCGUUGCACAUUUUAUGAUCUCAGUCCCAACAGAAAGUUACCACCCUUGCUGCCAUCUUGACCACCCUGCCCACCACCUGGCAGAUAUGUGACGUUCGGGUUGUUUGCGAGCAUCUGCGCCACAUCUUUCUGUGUUUCGAUUCUUCGAAUUUGGAUCAGACCAUCACCACUCUUCGCCACAGCCUUCGAAAUGACU
Cercospora beticola is the source of this 1311-nucleotide messenger RNA. Lineage: Eukaryota; Fungi; Ascomycota; Dothideomycetes; Mycosphaerellales; Mycosphaerellaceae. The record is from RefSeq and is a predicted model, not a curated record.